AUGCCAAUUUACGCCUUUCACCCGGUGAGUAAUAAUUUGCAAAGAAUUUACAAAGUACGUUGUAGGAGACUCCAUUCCUUUUGCGAGUUGGGCACCAGCGAACAGAAUAGGAGAGGAGAGGGCGAAAUCUGCCAAGUGGAUAAGAAAAUCCAGCUCACCAACGUUAAGCUAUCUGAUGCUUUAAACGACUACAUCAGUAGUGACGACUCGGAUGGGGAGGAAUCGCCCGAAGGGAAAGCAGAAGUGUGUCAUUCUGCUGAACGAUAUGAUGUGGGUGAACUUCACAUCCGAAUGGAAAAGGGAGAUGGUCAUAAGGAUUAUCCAGACAAUUGCACCGAGCCAAAUUCAAGCCUUCACAAUGGGGGGACCAAAUGGGCGUAUCCCGACGCAGGGGACAACCAUUUCGAUAACUUAGACGAAGCGGAGAAAAAACCCGUUAAGACUUUGAGCGAUGCCACCAGCAGUUGUGCGGUUAUGCGAGGGGGGAUUCCUCACCAAUUCGGAGCCACCCCGUGGAAGGGAAACCCGAGUGGUGAUAUGCAGCAUGCGGAGAUGAAGUCCUACUUAAAUUGGUACAUACAAAGGGAACGCGAAAGUGAAUGCGGUGCGACGAAUCACUCCCCUAAAGACUACCCCCCAAGUAAUACACCCCAAAGUGAUACCCCCACAAAUGCACUCGACGCAGAAUUGAGAAAACUGGAAGUCGCACUCAGGCCCUCCCAAAACGACGUUAACAACAUAAAAACGUUCCUCUCCUUCCUGCAAAAGGAAAUAAAUAAGCAUUACAGGAAUUGUCACGUAACGCCCUUUGGCUCUAUCAUCAACGGCUUCUGGACCCGAAACAGCGACAUAGAUAUAUGCAUUCAAAUCCCGAUACUGCUCAACAGGAAGGACCAAAUAACAUUCCUAAAAAAAAUUUGCCUCAUAUUGAACAAUUUUAAUGAUGGAAUAAUUGAGCAGAGAUUUUCUGCAAAAGUUCCAAUCAUUCAUUUUUAUUGUAAAAGUUUAAGACACUCAUUUGAGCUGUCCUGUGACAUUUCAGUAAAUAACAUCCUUGCCGUGGUUAACUCGAAGUUGAUUCAAAAAUAUGUAAGUAUAGAUAAAAGACUACAAUUAAUGGGAAUUGCAUUAAAGUAUUGGUCCAAAAAUAGAAAUAUAAAUGACAGAUCGAAAGGAUUUUUAUCGUCAUUUUCUUUAAUUUUAAUGAUAAUUCACUUUUUGCAAUAUGUGACGGAGCCCAAAAUUCUUACCUCCCUUCAAGACAUCUCUUUCAAAAGAAAUGAAAAACCGUUUUAUGUCAUGGGGCUUGAUUGUAAAUUUUGCCAGGACGAAAAUGUCAUUCGAGAGGAGCUGCGCAGAAUUAAUAACUACAACGAUGUGCAGGUAGACACGUCAACCUUGCUCAUUGAGUUCUUCAAAUUUUUUGGAUACAAAUACAAAAGUGGCAUAAUUGCCAUACGAGACAUAAACGAUUAUUACCAGAACUUCCAGGCAGUAAGAAGUUACGAGUCCUACUUCCUUUUCGUGGACAACCCCUUUGAAGUGGGCAAAAAUGUGGCCAACGUCUUACCACAAAACCACAAAACUAUUGUCAACGAAAUGAAGCGCGCCUAUAAAAUCUUAAAAAAUAACGGCUCCUGGAGGGACGUGUGCGGGGCGGACCACGUUUUGGUGUAG
Plasmodium inui San Antonio 1 is the source of this 1677-nucleotide messenger RNA. RefSeq lists its product as hypothetical. Gene Ontology annotation, biological process: RNA 3'-end processing. The transcript has a single exon. Gene Ontology annotation, molecular function: nucleotidyltransferase activity. The record is from RefSeq and is a predicted model, not a curated record. NCBI's taxonomy places the organism in Eukaryota, Apicomplexa, Aconoidasida, Haemosporida, Plasmodiidae. Bases 1 to 1677 code for a protein of 558 amino acids.